CUCCGCCCGCCCAUAUCGAUGUUGUGCGUGUGGCCUUAGACCUAUAAAUUGAAUCUGAGCCAACAAGUUAUCACAAAAUCCCUUUCUUCUUUCUCUUUCCCUCACUUUUACAUUCUAAUGAUUGAAAAGCAACGCUCUUACCAAUGCCCAAUAUGCCAAAAGGCUUUCUUUCGACUAGAGCAUCAAACUCGUCACAUUCGUACACACACCGGUGAAAAACCUCAUCAGUGUAUGCAUCCAGGUUGCGAAAAGCGCUUUUCACGGUCGGAUGAAUUGACCCGCCAUGUGCGCAUACAUGCUGAACCGGUUCGAAAACGACAAAAUAGAACAAGCAAUAUGGUCAAGCGACACACAUCACCCGGUGGAGGCAACAUCUUUAAGCACAUCAAUAUAUUGGCCACGCCUCAUUCAUUUGAUCAUCAUCAGCAACAGCAACAGCAACAAUGCUCCGUUAUCAGGUUCAACGAUGAUGUCACGUUAGGGGAUCAUGUUCCUUCUUCCUCCUGGAAGCUGCAGCCAUGUCCGGUGGAAGGAUGUUUCAAGUCGUUUUGGCGAUUGGGUCAGUUGGCUCGUCAUGUUCGAACUCAUCAACAACCGGUAUCGGUCAUGUCCAAUGAGAACAUUCUUCCAUCACCGGCCAUCACGCCUUCCAGUAGUCCGGUCAUGCCCGCUGCCAAAUGGUCUCCUUCACAGCAUAAUAGUGACAUGGAAAGCGAUUCCAUUGCUACUCCUGAGAAUUCGCCUUUACUGCGGCCUUAUCAAAAGCUGCCUGCUAUGGAAUGCCAAGUUGCUGAACCAGUGUAUUCUCGUGGAUCACCGGCGUCCAGUCCCCGGCUUUUAGCUCACAUCAUGAAUGAACGAGAACCGGCCGCUCGUAAAUUACCCACUCCUGCCAUGCUUCUAGAAAAGCCAAGUCUCCAUCCUGAAACAUUGCCAAAUUAUCGAGUUGCAUUACCCUCAAUCAAGUCGCUCUUGAAUGGAUUGUGAACUCAGUUGCAUUAUUCAGUGAACUCAGUUGCAUUAUCCAAUGUAAAUAAGCUUUCCCACAGAUCCUUUUGGAAACUUUACCCACUAGACAAUCUGCAUUUUUCAUAAUAAU
Umbelopsis ramanniana AG is the source of this 1099-nucleotide messenger RNA. RefSeq lists its product as uncharacterized. The transcript has a single exon. NCBI's taxonomy places the organism in Eukaryota, Fungi, Mucoromycota, Umbelopsidomycetes, Umbelopsidales, Umbelopsidaceae. The record is from RefSeq and is a predicted model, not a curated record. Gene Ontology annotation, molecular function: RNA polymerase II cis-regulatory region sequence-specific DNA binding. The coding region runs from base 118 to 987 and encodes 289 amino acids. Gene Ontology annotation, cellular component: nucleus; cytoplasm.